GACAGAUGUAAAUACUAACAUAACCUAAAUACUAAUUUCUGAGUUUUUAGUUGUUUGUUUAUAAUAAAUAAAAAUGGGGAAGAGGCAGCAUCAAAAAGAUAAGAUGUAUGUAACAUACACAGAAUGGACUACUUUGUACGGUGGCAAAAAGAGCGGUCAUUCGAGUAAAGAAGGAGAAAAUUUCCGAAGACUACCAUUUGAUCAUUGUUGCCUAUCCCUACAACCUUACGAGAUACCUUAUUGUGAUUUGGAUGGUAAUAUAUUCGAUUUAGAAGCUCUAAUACCGUUUCUAAAGAAAUUCAAAGUGAAUCCAGUAACUGGUAAACCUUUGGAUUUUAAAUCUUUGAUACAACUUAAUUUUCACAGAAAAAGUGAAAACACUUUUGAGUGUCCUGUUCUGUUUAAACCAUUCACCAAUAGUUCACACAUAGCCGCUAUAGCUACAACAGGAAAUGUUUUCCUAAUGGAGGCUAUUGAACAAUUAAACAUAAAAAACCGUAACUGGAAGGAUUUAUUAAAUGAUCAACCAUUCGAAAGAAAAGACAUUAUUAUCCUUCAGGAUCCUAGUAAUCUAGCCAAAUUCGAUAUUUCGAAAUUCCAUCACGUGAAACAAAAAUUACGGAUAGAAACAGAAGAGGAGAUUGCUGAUAAAUCUGAUCCUCAAGCCAAGUUGAAAAAAAUUAACCCAGAAACAAAGUAUACGUUAGAUGAGUUGAAUCGAGACUAUAAACCUUCUACAUUGGAAAUCAACAAGAAAACUACUUCAGAAAAAGCUGAUAAAUUUAAUGCUGCUCAUUAUUCUACAGGCGCUGUAGCUGCUAGCUUCACCUCUACAACUAUGGUACCCCAACUUGAAGGUGAAGCUGCACUUUUGCAUGAAGAUGAGGUUAGGUAUCAACGAGUAAAGAAAAAAGGUUACGUGAGGCUUGUAACUAAUCUGGGCAUGUUGAAUAUGGAAUUACAUUGUGAUAUGGUACCAAAAACAUGCGAAAAUUUCAUAAAACAUUGCGAAAAUGGAUAUUACAACGGCACGAAAUUUCAUAGAUCCAUAAGAAAUUUUAUGAUUCAAGGAGGUGAUCCAACAAAUACUGGUUCUGGAGGAAAAUCCAUUUGGAAUAAUAAAUUCGAGGACGAAAUUAGACCUAAUUUAUCUCAUACAGGUCGGGGUAUAUUAUCUAUGGCAAAUUCUGGUAAAAAUACCAACGGUUCUCAAUUUUUUAUUACGUAUCGUUCCUGUAAGCACCUCGAUCAGAAACACACGAUUUUUGGUCGCGUCGUAGGGGGCAUAGAAACACUCAACGAAAUGGAAAAAAUUGAAGUCGACAAUCAAGACAGGCCUAUAGAAGACAUUAUUUUAGUCAAAGCACAAGUUUUUGUUAACCCAUAUGAUGAAGCUGAUGAACAGUUGGCGAAUGAAAGGCGAGAAGAAUUGGAAAGGUUAAAGGAGGAAGAGGCGAAAACUAGGGCGAAAAUAAAUGCGCAGAAGGAAUUGAAAGUGUUUAGAAGCGGUGUCGGGAAGUAUAUCAACCCUAAUGCAAAUAAAGGGACAGACAACGUCAGUGCAGAAGUUGCCACAAAAAAGAAAAAAAAUAUCAAUACAUUUAAUUUUAAUAAUUGGUGAAAUUAUUUUAUGUGUUUUAAUAUAAAAUAUUUGUUAUUAUAUUAAAUAAUAUACUAAAUUAUCA
This is a messenger RNA of Diorhabda carinulata, 1685 nucleotides long. RefSeq names its product RING-type E3 ubiquitin-protein ligase PPIL2. The record is from RefSeq and is a predicted model, not a curated record. Gene Ontology annotation, cellular component: catalytic step 2 spliceosome. The coding region runs from base 74 to 1621 and encodes 515 amino acids. Gene Ontology annotation, molecular function: ubiquitin-ubiquitin ligase activity; peptidyl-prolyl cis-trans isomerase activity. Gene Ontology annotation, biological process: protein polyubiquitination; protein folding; protein peptidyl-prolyl isomerization. NCBI's taxonomy places the organism in Eukaryota, Metazoa, Arthropoda, Insecta, Coleoptera, Chrysomelidae. The transcript is spliced from 6 exons.